CCAACUCUCUAUUGCGCUACGCACAGCCGUGCGUUUAACCCAGGCGAGGAGGAGAAGGAGAAAAUUCCCCCAGAUCCGGGCAGGCCCCGCAACCCAUACCCCGUCCUGUUUUGAGAGGAGGAGGGAAGAGAAAUAAACGUAGCAGCGCAUACAAGGCCAGUGGGGAAGCUGGGAAACGGUGACCGGAGGGUCGCGCAAUUUGGAAAUGAUCCGGCCUAUUCACUUCCACCCUCAUUUUGCAGACAGUUACAUCGACUACCCCACCCCACUCCCUCCCUUCCCCCGACCCUCUGUCCUUUGCGGUGCCGGGAAAUGGGUGUGCUAGCCUCUUUGGGCGAGAUGGUGGGUUUGACGCUGUCUGGGUUUCACAAGAGGGGGAUACCCUGAGAGAAUCUUGUAUUAAACCGCCGUAUUAACAACCAGUCUGUUUUUUAGACACCUCUGGCUCACACCGCUCUUCACCCCCGUCUUUUCAUUCCUGGAAAAGGAGUUCGGGUACACAGGCAGGAGAAAUGGCGGUUAACGGGGGAUUGGGAGGGGAUGGUGGUGGAAGGAGGAGCCCAGAGCUGAGAAACGGUGGAAAAUCACGACCCUGAACGCGAAAAGACAGACAUUGGGGCCCCUGUUCUGCAAGCUAAAGCUAGGCUUGGGGGCUGCAGAGUGAAGGGCGGGUGAUCACAGGAGGGGACGCUAGAUUGUUCGGCAGUUAUCCUCGUCCCACGUCCCAUCCAGCUUUUUGCUGCACCCUCGCCCCGCCCCUCCGCCCCCGCUUCAUUGCAGGAGAAGGGGUGUGGCGGUGUGUCCCAGAGAAAUGGCGGACGGGGGCGGGGCAACAUGCAAGGAGGGGGUGUGUGCCUGAGGAGCCUGCGCAGGAGGGGGGAUUGGAAUGGGAGGGGAGGAGUGGGCAGAGUUGAGGGAAUUAAGAGGUGGAAUCGUUUGACAUUCGGGUAUGCGAAUUCUAAAAGGCAGUUGUUGGGCCUCUUGUACUGCGUGCAGAUCCAUUCAUCAGGCCCUCAGUCUCCGACUGAGAGUGUCUAUAUUUCUGCCCUUCAGUCUGUCCUUAGGAUGAAGCUUUAACUGAACUGAAGGAAGGAGAAACAGCCCUGAAUUCUGGGAGGUCUGUCAGUCUUUUGGGCCUGCGGAGCUGAGGGGAGGGAGGCCAGCAAACUACUUCUGAUCUCAGCAGGUUGGUCCUGCUCGGCUUGCAGCCUUGGCCGAACUUGGGAGCCUGAGCUGAAGAGUCUCACUCGCCAGGACGUGCACGCACCCCACUUGGGCAAGUCAGCUCUGCAUCCUGGAUCAGGGAAUCAGCCCAGCUGCACCAUGAGCCGCGUUCGCGAUGCUGGCUGUGUAGCCGCAGGGAUAGUGAUCGGGGCUGGUGCCUGGUACUGCGUAUACAAAUACGCCGGGGGAAGAGCCCAAACGAAAAAGAGACUGACCAAGCCGAAGACCAGGGCAGGGGCAGUGGCUGGGACAGGAGCCAGAGCUAGAGCUGGGUUAAGGGCUGGAUUCACAAUUGACCUUGGGCCCGAAUUCAGUCCUCCCGCUCCAGUCCAGGCUGGGGCGGAAAACAGGGCCCAGAAUGAAGCCUCUGCUCUGGACACGGCCGGAGCUGAGGCAGUGGUCCCAGCUGCAGCCAGUGCUGACGGUCAGAGUGGGGAAGGAAGUCAGGCCCAGGAGCCUGAUGGGGUAGGGGUUGAGACUAAGGCCGAAUCUGUAGUAGCGGCUGCAGAGGCUUCUGCAAUGGCAGCAUCCCUCGGGGCAGAGGCUACUGGGGCUGCAGAGACCACCGCAAUGUCAGAGGCUCCCAAAGUGGCAGAAGUCCCCGGGGCAGUGCCUCUGGGGACAGAAGAAGCUCCAGAAGUAACAGAGGCUCCAGGGGCUGUAGCUCCUACCCAGGCUGUGGAGGCUCGUGGCGCUGCAGGGCAUACUCGGGCAGCAGAAGCUCCCCGGGUGGUGGUUCCUACCGGUGCUGCAGAGGCUCCUGGGACAUCAGGGUCCUCUAGAACAGCAGCAGUUCCUGGAACAGCAGCUGUCAAGAGAGCUACUCCUGGGGCUCACACUGGGGCUAUACCUAAGUCUGGGUCAUCAACUGGAGCUGUACCCAAAGGUGGGGCCAAGGGUGGAACCAAGGCCCGAACUGGAGGCAAGGGUAAGGGCAAGAAAAGCAAAGUUGAAGUAGAUGAAUUGGGGAUAGGCUUCCGCCCUGGGGAUGGGGCUGCAGUAGCUGCUGCAGCCUCUGCUAAUGGGGGACAAGCUUUCCUAGCAGAGGUUCCUGAUUCUGAGGAAGGGGAGUCCGGGUGGACUGACACAGAGUCCGAUUCAGACUCUGAGCCUGAGACUCAGCACAGAGGGAAAGGUAAAAGAACCAUUCCCAUGCAGAAGCGCCCCUUUCCUUAUGAAAUUGAUGAGAUUCUGGGUGCCCGAGACCUCAGGAAAGUCCUUACCUUGCUUCAGAAGUCUGAUGAUCCUUUCAUCCAACAGGUAGCUUUGCUCACCCUGAGCAACAAUGCCAAUUAUUCAUGCAACCAAGACACAAUUCGCAAAUUGGGAGGCCUCCCGAUUAUUGCAAACAUGAUCAACAAAACUGAUCCCCACAUUAAGGAAAAAGCCUUAAUGGCCCUGAAUAACCUGAGUGAGAAUUAUGAAAAUCAGGGUCGUCUUCAGGUAUACAUGAAUAAAGUGAUGGAUGAUGUCAUGGCCUCUAACCUGAAUUCAGCAGUACAGGUAGUUGGACUAAAAUUUUUAACAAACAUGACUAUUACUAAUGACUACCAGCACCUGCUUGUUAAUUCCAUUGCAAACUUUUUCCGUUUGUUAUCUCAGGGAGGUGGAAAAAUCAAGGUUGAGAUUUUGAAAAUACUUUCAAAUUUUGCUGAAAAUCCAGAUAUGUUAAAAAAACUGCUCAGUACCCAAGUGCCGGCAUCAUUUAGUUCCCUCUAUAAUUCUUAUGUGGAAUCAGAAAUUCUUAUUAAUGCCCUUACUCUAUUUGAGAUCAUCUAUGACAAUCUCAGAGCAGAAGUAUUCAACUACAGAGAAUUCAAUAAAGGUUCCCUUUUUUUCUUAUGCACUGCAUCUGGAAUAUGUGUUAAGAAAAUUCGAGCCUUAGCAAAUCACCAUGACCUCCUGGUGAAAGUGAAAGUUAUAAAACUAGUGGACAAAUUCUGAUUGCCUAUCUAUGUGCCCCCAAAGAGCUUGAAGAAAUUUGGUUCUGCAGUCUGGAAGCAUUGAAAAUUGAAAGUUACUGCUUUUCCACUUUGCUCAUAUAGUAAAGGAAUCCUUUCAGCUGCCGGUUUUGAAUAAUGUAUCAUCCAGAAUGAUGUUAAUCGGUGAGUCUCCAGCUUUCAGCUGAACCAUUUUAUGAAUACCAAAUAGUCAUCUUGUACUGAAAACACAUUUGUGACUUUAAUCGUGCUGCUUGGAUGGGAAUACUUUUACUGGUUCCUCUAUGUGAAUUGAAAGUGAACAUGUCCAUCAUGAAUAGCCUACAUUUCUAUCAUUUGUUUUGACUUGAAUUUAUGCACCAAAGACUUCAUUUGUGUAUCAUCAAUAAAGUUAUAUGUUUCAACUGA
This is a messenger RNA of Choloepus didactylus (southern two-toed sloth), 3572 nucleotides long. It is a transcript of the gene ARMCX2, whose product is annotated as armadillo repeat containing X-linked 2. Gene Ontology annotation, molecular function: protein binding. NCBI's taxonomy places the organism in Eukaryota, Metazoa, Chordata, Mammalia, Pilosa, Megalonychidae. The transcript has 4 exons. The record is from RefSeq and is a predicted model, not a curated record. Bases 1324 to 3168 code for a protein of 614 amino acids. Gene Ontology annotation, cellular component: mitochondrion.